UGGACCCACUUAACUAUCCUCUAUAAAUAACAAAACACCAAUCGCACUUAGGUUACAUUUAAUCACUCUUUAAUUUCCACUCAUCAAUAUCACACAGUAUAAAAGCAAAAAAUGGCGAUGAGAUUUGUCGUUUCACGUUGUGGAUUAGGUCGUUUAAUGGAAGGUCAACGAUCAUCAAUUUCAGGUCUUCGAUCUUUCAGUGAUGGCAAAGUCUUAGGUGAAGAAGAACGUGCUCAAGAAAACAUUUACAUUAAGAAAAUGGAAAGGGAGAGAUUGGAGAAGGCAAAGCAGAAGGCAGAGCGUGAGAAAGCUGAGAAAGAGAAGGACAAAAAGCAGAAGCCUGAAGAAGAGACUAACAAGAGCUGAAGUCUAGGUUUGGGUGACCGGACAUGUCAAACUCUUGCUUUCAAGCACCUUUGACAAAUAAAUGGAUAAUGACUCUCUGUUGCUCUUCAUCAUGCCAUUCCUUGUACAAACUAUUGCAAUAGUUGUUAUUAUGCAUCAUGCUUUUUCGUCCUUGGAGUUUUCAAGGUGGCUGAAAAACAUGCCUUGUUCAACAAUCAAUAUCAUCUUGUUUGGACCA
This is a messenger RNA of Lycium ferocissimum, 583 nucleotides long. RefSeq lists its product as uncharacterized. Gene Ontology annotation, molecular function: ATPase inhibitor activity. Gene Ontology annotation, biological process: negative regulation of ATP-dependent activity. The transcript has 3 exons. The coding region runs from base 112 to 366 and encodes 84 amino acids. Gene Ontology annotation, cellular component: mitochondrion. The record is from RefSeq and is a predicted model, not a curated record. NCBI's taxonomy places the organism in Eukaryota, Viridiplantae, Streptophyta, Magnoliopsida, Solanales, Solanaceae.